This is a messenger RNA of Pseudozyma flocculosa PF-1, 4956 nucleotides long. RefSeq lists its product as uncharacterized. Gene Ontology annotation, molecular function: nucleic acid binding; protein binding. NCBI's taxonomy places the organism in Eukaryota, Fungi, Basidiomycota, Ustilaginomycetes, Ustilaginales, Ustilaginaceae. The record is from RefSeq and is a predicted model, not a curated record. Bases 1 to 4956 code for a protein of 1651 amino acids. Gene Ontology annotation, cellular component: site of double-strand break; nucleus. Gene Ontology annotation, biological process: DNA repair; proteasome-mediated ubiquitin-dependent protein catabolic process. The transcript has 2 exons.
AUGCUCUACCUCUCCCAUGCCCACAAGGCCUCGGCCACGCUCCAGUCGCUCGUCCUGCCCGACUUUCUCCCCUCGGGCCCCUCGCUCGCCGUCGUACACCACUCGUCGAUCGUCUUCCUCGCUCUGCCCCGCCAGGACAAACCGGCCCCGGCCCUAGCCCCAGCCCCAGCUGCAACCCAGCCGCUCCAACAGGUCGCAUCCGUCGAACUCAACGCCCGUAUCCUCGCAGUCAAGUCCAUCGCAGCUCCUGCACCCGCGUCGUCGCCGUCAGGGACACAAACACAAGCACAGCCAGGGUCAGCGCCGCGGCCACGCGCUGCAAGCCGCCUCUUGGUCCUCACCGACCACCACAACCCGCGCUUUGUCGUCCUCGCACACUCCGCACGCCCCGACCUCGGCGACAAUGCCAUCCUCACAGAGUCCACCCUCGUCCUCGACGAACCGGCACGCCCGCCCGCAGAGCUCGGCCUCGACCUCCUCGUAGAGCCUGCCUCGCUCCACGCACCGGGCGCCAGGUUCGCCGCCACACACACCCACAGCGGCCUCCUCAGGAUCCUCCCCAUUGCAACGGGCGGCAGCGACAAAAAGACGAGCGCCAGGAGGAGAUCCAGCGCGCUCCCCCUGCAGCACGGCAUCGAAACCGACGCCGACACCGCCGCCGUCACCGCCAUCGGCCCCGCCAACGACAUCGGCAGGCCCGACACCGCCAGAGCGUUUGGCGUCCGCCUGCCCCACCCCACCCUCAUCUCGUCGACCUUUUUGCACCCUCGCGCAGCCACCGACCCCGCCACCCUCGCCCUCCUCUCCCUCUCCAGCGUCCCCUCUCGCAACCCCGGCCUCGGUCAGCAGUGCCUCCCUGUCCUCUCGUUCCAUGCCGUCGACCAGGGCUUGCAGGAGCUCAAGCCCCUCCCCUGGGGCCCGCCGAGGCGCGCCCCCUCUGCCAUCGACCACAAGGCCGACGCACCUCCACGCCGCAGCAGCAUGCCCGGCUCCUACGCCGCCGACGAAGAGGACGACGGCGACCCGGACUAUGUCGAGGGCGCCGAGAGCAGCCGUCGCGCAGCCGCCGGGCGAGCAAAGAGCGCCAAGCGGCCCCAGCCAGAGAGCAAGGGUAAGGGCCGGGGCCCCUCGGCCAUGGGAGCCCACCUCGACGCCGCCGCCUUACAGAAGCGCGAGGAGCAGUGGGCAAAGGACCCGCUCACCCGCGCCCACGUCCCGCUGCCCUACACCGACGCCCUGGGCGCCCACCUGAUCCACGCGCUCCCCGCCUCGGCAGGAGGAGGCGUCAUCGUGUUUAGCGAGACCAGCAUCCUCGUCGUGCCUCCGCCGUCGUCUGGCUCGACGUCGGCCGACAUCGAUGCCCAUGACGGCAGCGCAGCGGCCUCGGUCCAGGCUCCCUCCGACAGCGGAUCGGCGGCGGGCAAGCGCCGAAAGGGCAGCAACGCCACCGAGAGCGCCCACAGCCGCAGGACCUCGGCCGCCGGCAGCACCGACGCACCGAGCAGCAGCGGCGGCGUGCCUGCUGCCACGCCCGACGCCCUUUCGACCAGCCCCACGGUGCCCAGCUCGCGCUCCAACGAAAACGGCAAGCGGCGCCGCUCGUCGGCCAUGGCGCCCGCCUCGUCGCCUCCGACGUCGCCGACCGCCACGCGCUCCUCGGCCGGCCGCAAGUCGGUCCACCUGCUCCGCACCUCGCUCCCCUUUCCCGUCCAGGUCUCGGCUGCCACCACGGUCGUCGAGGCCGAUGGCAGCAGCGUGGUCGUCGCCGACGACGGUGCGCCCGGAUCUGCAGCCUACCUCCACGUGCUCUUCGCCUGCAGCUCCGGCAGCCUCAAGCUGCUCAAAAUCAAGCUGGCAAAGGCAGCCUCGCAGGCCAGCGGCCAGUGGCGUCCUGUCGGCCUCUCGGUCCACCACCUCGGCAGCACCCCGCAGGCCACCGGACCCAACGCCCUGACGUACCUCGGCGAAGGCUUCGUCCACAUCAGCAGCACCACCGGCGACGCCGUCCUCUACCGCAUCGACCACGAGCCUUCCGAGGGCGCAGCCCCCUCUGCCAGACCUGGCCGGGCGGACGACGACGGCGGCGACGUCGAGAUGAUCACGCCGCCGACAUCGCCAACACACGCCCGCUCCCGCAUGCCGCCCCCGUCGAUGACCCCGUCGUCGCUCUCGGAUGCGGGCUCGCUGCCGUCGGCGGGUCGGCUGGUCGAGGUCCGCCGCUGGGACAACCUCGGCCCGAUUGUCGACUUCACCGUCGACGACGGCUCGGGACAGGACCCCGCCGGCGCCAGCAGCGCCCAGGCGCGCAUCAUCACCUGCAGCGGGUCGGGCCCCACGAGCAGCCUCCGCGUGGUCAAGACGGGCGUCGCCAUGGACGAGGUGGCCGAGCUCGACGGCCUUGCCGGCGCCUCGCGCGUCUGGACGCUCCACGCGGGCCGACGCGCUGCCAGGACGACGACGAUGCUGGCCGUCGCCCACGCGGCCGGCGUCCGCUUCCUCGAGUUCCAGGCGGACGGCUCCACUGCCGACAUCACCGCUGCCGUCAUCGGCGCCAGUGGCGCGAGCACGACCUCGUCCUCCGUCUCCGACGUCCUGGCCAUCUCGUCGCUGGAUGCGCGCUCAGCUGCGGGGGACGCAGGCGACCAAGCCGCUGCGACGACUACUCGCUUCGUCGUCGUCGACCGGGCCGGCAUCCGGCUGUACGCCCUGCAGAACGGCCAGGUCGCCAAGGUGAGCGAAUGGCUACCGACUACCGACGGCUCCGCGACGGCGAUCACCAACGCCGCGGUCAACGAGCAGGGUCAGGUGCUGGUGGGGCUCAAGGACCACAGCCUCGUCUACGUCGAGGCUGGCGGCGACGACCACGGCAUCCGCGAGGUCAGCCGCACCGCGCUGCAGAACGAGGUGGCCUGCAUGGACAUCAGCCCGCUCCAGCCUUCGCGGCCGGCGGCCCAUUGCGCCAUCGCCAUGUGGGGGUCGAUGUCGGCGCAGAUUCUGUCGCUGCCGGCGCUCAAGCCGGUCGGCCAGUCGGCGUUUGCGAGCGAGCGCCUGCCUUCGCUGCCCCGCUCCAUCGUCAUUCAUCGCUUCGGCGACGUUGCAGAGGAUACCCAGGGUACCCCCUCGUCCCCUGCCGGCCCGGCCUACCUCCUCAUCGGCCUUGGCGACGGCACGCUCCUCACCUACCGCCUCGGCCUGCCGGACGCCGACAGCUACAGCGACACGGUCGGCGUCUACGACCAAAAGGCCGUCAGCCUCGGCACGCGCGCGCUGCGCCUCGACAAGGUCCAGACGUCCGAGGGCCUGCUGGCCGUCUCGGUAGCGGGCGAGCGGCCGACGAUUGUGUUUGCCGACGCCAGGCGCUUCAGCUUCAGCGCGAUCAAGUACCGGGCGGUGCGCUCCACCGCCACCCUCUACGGCGGCGCAGGCCAACCGGCGCUCGGCGCCUUUGCCGUGGCCGAGGGCGUCCGGGUCGCCACCGUGGGCGCGCUGCAGAAGCUCGACAUCCGCACCGUUCCGCUCGGCUGCCACCAGCCGCUGGCCAUCGCCCCGCACCCGGCCGCCAAGGCAUUUGGUCUCGUCACGUGGACUUUCGUCCCUCAGGCCUCGGCGGCCGCUGCCGCCAUCGGCAGCCAGGCGCGCGGCGCCGUGCGGCUGCUCGACCAGUCGGACCUGGCGACGCUCGACGAGGUGCAGCUCGAGGCGUUUGAGCGACCCAACUGCGUCGACGUCGUGGCGCUCAAGGGCCGGCGCACCUACCUCGUCGUCGGCACCGGCUACGUGAGGCCCGACGCCAGCGAGACGACCAAGGGCCGGCUGAUCGGCUACGAGAUCGUCGAGGGCGGCGGCAGCGGCAGCUCCCGCGAGCGCCCCACCAAGAGCCGCCGCGCGCUCAGGCUGGCGUUCGAGGAAGAGGUGGGCGGCAACGUGUACGCCGUCGUGGGCAUCCAGGGCCGGAUUGCCGCCGCCAUCAACUCGCGCGUGGCCGUCUACGAGGCCAACGGCGCUGCGGCCGACCCCAGCGGCAAGGGCAAGGCCAGGAGCCAGGGCGGCGGCACCGGCGGCGGGCUCGACGCGCUGGUGCAGACGGGCGAGUGGGGCAGCGCGUUUGUGGCGUGCACGCUGUCGACGGCCGAGGACAAUCGGCUGCUGGUGGGCGACGCGCUGCGGUCGAUGAACAUCCUCGAGGUCGACACGGAGCGCGGCACCGUGUCCGAGGUGGCGCGCGACUGCGACCCGUUCUGGACGACGGCGACCGAGGUCGUCGACCGCGCCAGCCAGACGUUUAUCGGCGCCGACGUCGGCUUCAACCUGUACACGACGCAGCGCGUGCAGCUGGGCGACGACGAGCGGCGGCGGAUCAAGAAGAAGCGCGACGCCGAGCUCGAGAGCGGCCAGCGCAACAAGUCGCGCUGGAACGAGCGCAGCCUCGCCGACGGCUUUGCCCACGUCAUGCAGCGUCAGGCCGCCUGGCACUACGGCGACAUGAUCAACCGAUUCCGAAAGGGCGCGCUGACGUCGCCGUCGGGCAACACGGCGUCGAUUGUCACGCCGCGCCUCGUGUUUGCGACGGCGGCGGGCGCGAUUGGCGUCAUCUCGCAGCUCGACGAGCACGUCGGACCGGUGCUGAGCCAGCUGGAGCGCAACAUUAUCAGCGUCGUCGAGGCCUCGCCGUCGUUUUCGCCCGCCGCCAGCGGCGGUGUUGCAGCAUCGUCGGCCCGCCACCUGGGCAUCGUCGGUUCGAUCCCUUUCAGCGAGUACCGCACGCUGCGGACCGACCACCGCGUCCAGCCGCCCGCGGGCAUCGUCGACGGCGACGUGCUCCGCCUCUUUACCGACGGCCGCCUCGACGAUGGUGCGAAGAAGGCUGUGCUUGAUGGACCGGCUGGCGAGGCUGGGCGCAUCGACAAGAGGAACGAGGUGCAGCGCUGGUGCGAGGAGCUCGCGUUGCUUGGUUGA